AUGUCCGCUUCAUCAUUCACGACCUUGGCUUUGACCCCAGACCCAAGUUUCAACUGGUUCUUUCUUCUCCAGAUUAUUGUCUCGUGCAUUCUCGUACUGUUUUUCCUGCUCUACUUCAAUCGCCUCUUUGCUGCCCUAUUAUCAUACGGGAUAAGAGCCUACACAUGGCAUUACUACCGCGCGUAUGUUGACAUAAACGCGCUCCAGAUAUCCCUACUUGGAGGGCGGAUCUUCUUCAAAGGCAUCCGAUAUCAUGGCGUGAACGAGACAAUCUUUAUACAUGGAGGGUUCGUCACCUGGAACUUCUGGAAGCGUGCGGUGAGACGCCCGGACUUUUCGCGCUUUAGAGUUCGAAGACCAGAGGACACUGAGGUUGGCGGGAGCGAGAGCGGCAGCAUUGGGGAAACAGGAGGCGUCGACUGCCCUACCGCCCUUCCUUGUCGGAUCACGGUCAAGUUCUAUGGAUUGGAAUGGUUCAUAUAUAAUCGGACGCCGGCUUAUGAUGGCAUUCUCGCUGGAUUCAACCCGGCAGCAUCGAAUUUAUCACCUGACUGUGAGAACGCAUCAUCAGACACCAGUUUGAAGGGCGACCGGGCUGCCGCACCAUAUUCAAACGAGUCAUCGCUUGGACAGACCAAUACUUCUGAUGGCAGCACUGUUCACGAUGGGACCGACAUGGACGUGGGCGCUUCUCGGCGAGAUACAAAUGUUGAGCGGGAGAUUGGGGACAGCUUGUCCAGCCUGCUACAGCUCUUGCCGCUGAAACUUGAAUGUGACAAGGGUGCUAUAGUGAUGGGGAAUGAGAAUACAAGAUCGGUUCUGACUACGACGUUUGAUUCAGCGGCUGGUCUAAUCGAGGCUUGUUGCGCCGCGAACCCUCUAGACCUUUAUCGACAAGUGUUUAGCUUCAAAUUCGAACACCCUAUUGUGCAAAUGAGGCCGAACCCCGAUUAUAAACAGACCCAAUUAUCUGCUGCAAAAAGACUAAGCACAACGCGGGACGAAAAACCUGGAGCGAAGAGGAAAAGAGAUACCAUAUUCAAUUACGAGUUCCAGAAGCGCAGGGUUUGGCACAGUGUCCGUGAUCUCAUACCGUACUUUCAGACCUCGGUCGAAUCAUUUCACAUAACCGACAAGCGCGCCGGCCCAGGCCCUCGGCAUACAGUUGAUGCCAACCAUGAUACACGCUGGGUUGGCCUUUCCCGUUAUCUAGACCAAGGCAGUCAAGAUGAUCAUUCUGAAUGGGAUGCUAUAGAAUAUGGCCGGUUCUCCACAAUCUUGGAUAGCCCUAGCCUGAAUGUCUUAUACUUUUGGGACAUUCCAGGGGUUGUUAGGGCGCCUUUCGCCGCGGACGGAAACCGCCCGCCGAGAGCUCCCGACAUCAACGGGGCGCCUGCUCCGGAAUGGGGCAUUGAUGUCAGAGUCGCUGGUGGAAUGAUAAACUACGGGCCUUGGGCUGACAGAGAACGCGUCGGCCUGCAAAAUAUCUUCUUCCCUAACGCCUACCGAAAUUCCCAGCCGGCGGCGCCUUUGCGCCCCGGAGCAACAAGACAAAGCUCGGCAUUCAGAUUCAGGAUUGAAUUCGAUCAAGAGACCAUUCUCCGUAUCCCAACGCGAGAGCCGUCUAAGGAUUGGCAGUGGAAAGGCCGUGGCGAUGCCGUCCGCGGUGCAUCCAAGUUGAAAAAGCAGCAACGCCGGAAACAGAACCGUGCUGCAGAAGGCGACAAAGGAAACGUUGGUCCCGAUAUGCGUCCUUUCGGAUGGUUCUCCCUCCGCAUCGCUGGAAAUUCGACCAUGAAUUAUACUAUGGACAUGGUCGCUGGGAAGUCAGGUUUCGCCAGCCAACUUCACCUUGACCUUCGUGGUUCGAAAAUGUCGUCAAGUGUGAACCACGCGUUGCUAUGGAACUGUCCCCGGCAGCUCAUUACCUGUGAUCUUUCAGUGCCGCUCUCUUGGAAAACGCUCCGUACAUGGAACUUUGACGUGGAGAACCAGGAUAUGGAACUGUUUUUAUUGCGGGACCAUAUAUUUCUUCUGACCGAUCUGAUCACGGAUUGGGGCUCCGGGCCCGCGUCUGAUUACUAUACAUUCGUGCCGUUCGUCUAUCGUUUGAACAUGUCUUUUACAAAUAUACAGCUCUAUGCUAAUGUCAAUGACUCGAACAUCGUCAGCGACCCUACUAAUCUCAGUGACAACCGCUUGCUUGUGGUCAAGAGCAGUAAGCUGACCUCGCAUACCGUUAUUCCGCUGGACAAGUACCGUGCUGAGCAGAACGCGGUGGACUUCAGUGUCACCCUCCAGGAAUCUGAAAUAGACUUUGUUGCUCCAAUGUGGGACACACUGCAUACAUUCUUGAAGAACAAAACUACAGCCAGCUUGAAGACCCUGACCAUAAAUGGCACCUACAGCUAUUUCCUCUCCACCUCGCCCGAGCUGACUGAUACUCUACUACUCAACCUGCAUGGCAUCUCUCCGAGGUUGUACAUGUUCGGUUUCCUCAUCAAGUCCUUCAUGACUGUGAAGGAGAAUUACUUCGGCGAGGAAGUACACUUCAAAACACUUGAGGAAUAUCAAGAGCUCGCAUAUUCGGGGGAUUCCGCCGCAGCACAUAACGGAAUCAACCCGAACAAAAAGACAAAUGACCUGGACGUCGUAUUGCGCGUCACUGUCGACUACCCAUGUGUCUUACUUCCGGAGACCCUGUAUGAUGAUCAUAAUUAUGUUCAGCUUACUGCUCCUUCCCUCGAAAUCGAUUUGAGGUUUACCAACUACUACAUGGACAUGCAAUUCUCACUUGCACCUUUGAAAGCUGCUUUAGAAUCUCCCUGGAUUAAAGAAGGUCCCGCAACUUCUGAUACUCAGCUGUUUAUAGAUGGUGCCUCUGUCUACGGACACCGCAUUUUUGGUUUACCUCCCACUGAGCCAACUUACGUUUGCAAUUGGGAUUUUGAUAUUGGAAGAAUCAUUGGCGAGUGCUCCCCCAAAUUCCUGGCUUCACUGGCCAGUGCUUUGCAGAGCUUCGAUUUCUCCUUUGAUAACGAAGAAAAUGCCCUUCCACCACUCUUCCCUGUCACUCUUCACGACGUGACGUUUCUGCGGGCUCGAAUUGCUGCAGUACACAUCUCCGUCCUUUUGGACGACAAUGCCCUCCUACUAAAAUCCGAGACAAUAACGACCAAGUUCAAUGACUGGGCUAAUCAUAGGUUCACGAAGCGUAUGAGUCUUAUGGUCCCAGACCUGUCCAUUGCUGCUGUCGACUGCGCCUUCCUCCAGAAAUCUGGCCUAGUUCCUCACGACGUCGUUCCACUUGCUCUGUUCCAGACAUCUAUAAAGCUUAAAAUGGUUCAACGAAGGAGUGAUAUUGUGGAAAGUCGGAAACUUCAGCAGGAUCAUAUCAAAGCCCACGACCAGAGAACUCAGCGCACACCGUGGCUUCUAUUUGACUCGGAGGAGGUUGAGCCGGGUGCACUGUACCCGGGUCAGGAUGUAGCACCUGGGCCAACUAUUGCCAUACCCACGAUGCCCGAACCACUAACAACGCGCUCGGCAUUGCAGGGCUUGUCCACAGCGGCAUAUCCAAGGGAUGGGAGCAGCCAAAGAAGUUUUCUCCUUUCCUCAGAUGCUUCCAGCAUUGGACGCGGACUGAAAAAACGGACCCGUAGUUUGAACGAGACCCGGAGUAUGUCAUCUUCGAUCCGCCGAUACCGAAGAUACCCCGGGCCGGUCAGAGAUGGCCCGAAGCAUGGAAAAAUGGACAUCCAACAAGGCUCUCGGGUUGACUCGAACACGUGGGCUGUCCCUGAUUUUACCCUUCACCGGAUCAAAAUAAAAACUUCUAGCCUGCCGACAAGCCAGGUGCCGAGUGCCAUUGUUCCUCAGCCAGACCCUCUGGCGCCGAAGUUCGACCCUCAACUUUCACCCUUUGAGAGUGAUAGUACAACACACACUAAUUUUAUGGUCGACCUACAUAAUGGUGUGAAAGGCUUUUGUACACCGAGGUUUCUGUUUCUACUCUCCGUAUUGCUUGGAUCUCUGCAGUUGCGACACCCGGUUCAGAUAAUUGACUCGCUGCAGAAGGGCAUUAUUUCUGAUAUCAUGGCCUACGAAAAAUCGUUAUCACGCCCAAAGAAAGUCACAAGCUUUGCUAUUCGAGCUCCUGUGAUCUCAAUGAAGCUAGUCAACACCUCAGAACCUUCCGGUGCCGACGAAGCUAGCUUUCAAGAUGAGUAUAGGGUUGAAGUAUCCCGCCUUCGCACGGAAUUCCGGACAAAGGUCGAACGGCAAAAGGGAGAUCUUCUCGCUGGCAUCAAAGAAGAAAUAACUGCACAUGCCGCUGCUGAAAGUCUUUCAGUCUCGGUUGAAAGUAGUCAGACUGACCAGCACCGACAGAAAUCAGGAGUCAGUUGUGUGAUGCGUGACAUCAGUUUCUGGACUGUGACCUCACCCGAAAGCAAAUCAAAUCUGCAAGUUCGUGCCUUUGAUACGGCCACCUCGACUAAGUCAGUUGAGCAGCUCGCGUAUCUUGUUCGCCGCACGACGACCAUGCUUGAUUCUGCAACAUCAUCCUUUCAACAUGUCUCCACGCGUCGCCAUACGCGAUUACGCUUCUUGAUAUACUGCCUUACUCAAUCUGCUGCAGAUAUGCCGGAUCCUACAUUCUUAACGCGCAUUUCGUAUAUGCUCAGAAUGGCUUCUGGACAUUUGCGACACCAUGAUUCAUGGAAGAUCCUUUCUCGUAUACGCAACGUCUUCAACAACCUCUCAAUCGAGCAGAAAGAUGAACUGACUGCAAAAUGCUCCUCCGAGGACAUUACAUUGCUUCCCAAUGCUAAAACAGAUGUCCUUUCUAGCUUCGACCAAUGGCGGGCAUGGGAUUUAGCUCACGUUGAGAAGAGCUAUGUGAUGCGACGAAUAUGGGGCUCGCCAGAGGAAAAAUCCGGGGAUGCACCAUCCAUGUCCUCCUUUUCCUCCACGAUCAAACUUUUCCGCUUUUCUAUUGACCCUGGACCCAGGGGAAGCGAUUUUGUCGUCCGAGAUCUGUCCACCGCUGUAGCAUUCAAUACCCGACAAAGUGACUCGAAUGGCUCCGAAAACAUGCUGAGAUCUCUCGUCACUGUUCAGUCAUACUGCUUCUCUGUGAGUCUACGUCUAAGGUGGGAGAUUUUAGAUCUACUGGAGGGUCUCGUAAUCGCUAUGUCCACAGUCACGUUGGAAUCCACGGUUUCGGAUGAGACCCCGGAGAAUGAGUUCAAACAGAAGGAAUUCCAGUUCGUCUUCGGUACAGAUUCUGGAACAUUGAAUGUUGAUGGCAUCAACCUGAAACUAGCGCUCGUCGGCGAAGCCCUCCGAAGUUCCAUAAUCCUAAAACCCCUGGAUCAUCAGAGCGCGAGCGCGAGCCUGCUAAUCAGCUCGAAAACGUCUUCGUUGGAUCUUUCUAAUCUUUCGAAGGUCAUGAUGCAAUGGAAAUUUAUCGACCCCCACAUCUACUGCUCUCGCUUUACUGAGAAGACGGUGGCCGAGGUCAAGCACGAUUGGAAGGUCGCAGUAUCGAGCCGAAGACUGAGAUUCGACUUGAAUGAGGAUCCACUAAGUCUUGCCCACACAGCAGACAGGGUGAUAGACGACGAGAUCCAAUUCGUUAAUCAACUCAUCAAGAACCUGAAGUUACCGGCACGCCAGUCUCAUGACAAGGUCUCAGACGAGAAGCCACCGCAGCAUAAGUUUCAGGUAGCCACCUUCCUAGAUGAUUACCGCCUGAGCUUCCGCAUACUACCAUCUCUGGCGUAUACAAUCUCCGGUGAGGUGGCGAGAGCCUCCAUCAUAUCCAGGCUUGGGCCAAGGUUAGAUGUUGAUUUUGACGUGAAACACAAUACCCAUGCAUUCCUUUCCAACGAAGCUGGCAAUUGGAAGCCCGUGUCAGAGCUCGGUUUCCCCCCGAUAAAUGGUCGAAUAGUAGCCAACAUGUUGCCCAGUCGCACUGAGAUGGAGGUCGACAUCACCAUCGAAAUGAUAGAACUUGAGGCCAGCGCGGUUCGCAGCCUUCUUGGUGUUCUGACGAGGCCUGAAUUCUCUCAUCUUAUAUCUGAUCUCAAACAGAACAUGGAGUCAUUGAAGCUCCAUUCACAGGAAGUCCUUGCCCUCGACAUCGGUUCAUCUAAACCUAAAGAUAAUUCCGACUCAGUGUUCCUUUACAGGGCCCGAACAUCGAUGGCUGGGACUAAGAUACAUGCGACAGCGCCUGGCUUAAACGGCAAGAACUACUCGGCAGACAUGGGAUUUAGCUUGGGAAUGAUUCGAAUGCGGGUCAACAAUGGCCUAGACGCCGGAUAUCCGACGGAGUACCCCGAAUUCCAAAUCGAUACCUCAAAGAUAAGCUUUGACCUGAGCAAGAAGGGCAGUCACAGUGCUCGUUCAUACUGCAGCUUUGCCGUUGAUGCCAAGGUCAAAGGAGCAUCCACAACUGAUGAGAAUGGAAAGACUCUACAGUCUUUCCAUCUAACCAGUGAGAACUUCAACAUUGAACUUUAUCCUGAAGCAGCCGCACUGGUUGUUGACGUGGCAGCUCAUCUUCAAGAAAGGAUUAGAACCUUGGACCUUUCGCAUGAAGUGAAGCGGUUGAAAAAGUUGCGCCACCGAGUCCAUUCACAGGCAAAGCCCAAGGCGUCGAAUGUCCCUAGCGUUCAGGUACCCGAUGAUAGUGCUCAGAGUGAUGACCUUUUCGGCGCCAUAUUCUCCCUGGCUCUCAACAACAUUCAAGUUGCUUGGAACAUGGCCACAUUUUCGCAAGAGACAUCUCACCACAGACCUGACGACCUGAUAUUCUCGAUCAAGCGCGUGGAUCUGUCAAACAAGAAAACGACCUCCGCUAAACUCCGAAUCGAAAAUGUUCAACUACAAAUGGUGCCCGUCUCGGGUGAUAGGAGGAAACGGGCGCUCAAUUCAGCUUUGCUACCGGAGUUAGUGUUUAACGUGGCAUACUCUUCGACAGCCGAAGACGUUCGCGUGGCGCUCCAGGCCGCAGGAAAGUCCCUGGACAUAAGGGCUACCUCUGAUUUCAUACUCCCUGGGAACAUGAUCCAAAAUUCAAUAGCCUCUGCGGUCAAGACCAUUCGCGAUGCCAACUCUAUCACGAUGUCGAAACCGUCUGAUGACAAUACAAAACCGCGCUCUCUGUUCGGCAAUAAACGUGUACGCUCCGUGCUUGUUGACGUUGAUUUCGCUGGUGCCAUUGUAUCCUUGCAAGGGAAACAGAGCAAAGAUCAGCAAACCCUUCUAACAACUACAUUGAAGCAGAAAGUAGCGUCAGAGUCGAAGUACGGCCAGUUCAUGCGCGAUGAUACGGCAUCCACCGCAACAUUACGCGCACCUGGUGUUGCAUUGAAAGUCCAAUUUGAGGACAGCGCCCAUGAGGACUCCACUUUAAACGCAGAAUUGAAAAUAGAUGCAUCCACCAAUGUCCUAUAUCCAAGCAUCGUUCCAUUGAUUAGGCAGAUGUCCGCCACGGUGAAGGAAGUCAUGGGUGAGCAAACGAAGCCCAGAAGGCCCUCCAACACCAUGAUGCUGCAAUCACAAAGACUUAUGCAGGAUACGCCCCUUGACACUAGCGACCCUGCCUCAGUACUCGGCCGGUGCAAAUUGAACGUUGGCCUUUUGAUCUGCAAGCAGGAGUUCAGUCUAAGCUGCCAACCCAUCGCUCGAGUCGCAGCCACUGCGGGGUUUGAGAGUGUUUAUGUUGCCAUCAACACCGUCCAGUCUGACAAGGAUGAACGAUUCCUAGCGCUCUCUGUAGCGUUCAAUGACUUUGGAGCGUCUGUGAAACAUGUGUACUCAAACGAGUCGACUGCAAGCUUUGAAGUCAAUUCAAUUGUGAUGUCAUUGAUGAACAACAGACACCUGGGCAAGUCAAAGGGAGUCUCGGUGGCUCUACGGGUGAGCCCCAUGCAAGUCAUGCUCAACGUCAGACAAGUUCAAGACCUCUUACUCUUUCGUGAGAUCUGGGUACCGGCAAACGACUCUCCAGAUCCGAGUGCAAAAUUUGAGGCACAGCCUGCAGAGACGCAGGCCUACAUCGUGCAACGCUACCAGCAAGUUGCUUCUGCUCCUGCUUUUCCAUGGAACACCACUAUAGCAAUUGAAAAAGUCGCGAUUCAGCUUGAUAUGGGGUCGACCUUAGGGAAAGCAGAGUUCGCGAUCGAUAACUUAUGGCUCUCGUCCAUGAAGACCUCUGUCCAUGAGCAGGUUCUGUGUAUUGGCCUCAAAUCAGUCGGGAUCGAAAGUACAGGCAGGCUGAGUGGCUUGGCCGAGUUCCACAUCAUCAAAGUCCGCACCUCUAUUAACUGGCCGGAGGAUACCACGGAAGUCAAGACGCCUUUGAUCCAGGCCUCGAUUUCUUUCGAUCAGCUUCAGGUGAAAGUCUCUUUUGACUAUCAACCGUUCUUGAUCGCGCAUAUAGCAUCCUUUGACUUCUUGAUGUACAAUGUCGGGGGUUCUACCGAUGAAGCGAACGAGCGGCUGUUUAGUAUCCUGGAUGGAGGUGAAGUACAAGUAUUCUGCACGACCUUGACUGUAUCACAGUCGCUCGCGUUAUUCCAGGCCUGGCAGAGGCUAAUGCAAGACAAGCAAGCGGCUUACGAAUCGUCAUUGAGGGAGAUUGACCGGUACCUUCGCAGGAAGGGCUCGGUCUUCUCCGAUCGAACUGAACCAUCCCAGAAGGUGACCAAGCAGGUUGAAGAGAAAUCGGAACUGGCUCCUAUCUCUCUCCAAACUGGAGUUGUCGUCACGAUCCAUACAGUUCAUUUUGGAGUUUUUCCAAGCACCUUCUUUGACAACCAUGUCUUCAAGCUAGAAGCCCGCGAGGCUCAAGCUCGAUUCGAUGUGUCACUGGACAAAGGCAAGAUUCAUAGCUCCCUGGGGCUCACAUUAGGACAACUGCGUGUUGCCUUAUCCCCAAUCGAGCGGUCUGACCCCGUCCCGGUCGAGAAACUUCUUGUGAACGAGACUGCCACCCGAGUUAUCGAAACCCGUGGGGGGACAAUCCUCAAAGUUCCCCGAGUGGUGGCUGGGAUGGAAACAUGGCAAGGGCCAGGGUCGAACCAGAUUGAGUAUGUCUUCCGCAGCAGCUUUGAAGGCAAAGUCGACGUUGGCUGGAAUUACUCCCGCAUCAGCUUCAUCAGGGACAUGUGGGAGGCCCACUCUCGUGCAUUGGCUUCGCGAUUGGGCAAGCCGCUCCCGCCAUCCGCCGUUCGCAUUACAGGAGGCCUAAAUGCAGAAGGUGGUGGAGACAAAAGCGACCAGCAAGAAAAGAUCACCGCGGUUGUGAAUGUGCCGCAGUCCAAGUACAACUAUGUGGCAAUGGAGCCGCCGGUGAUUGAGACACCACAGCUACGGGACAUGGGCGAAGCAACGCCACCGUUAGAGUGGAUUGGUCUCCAAAGGGAUAAGCUUCCUAAUGUCACGCAUCAAAUUAUCAUUGUUACUCUGUUGGAGGUGGCCAAGGAGGUUGAGGACGCCUAUGCUAAGAUACUGUGGUCCUCAUGA
This is a messenger RNA of Aspergillus mulundensis, 9537 nucleotides long. Its product is annotated as putative fermentation associated protein (Csf1). Gene Ontology annotation, biological process: fermentation. Gene Ontology annotation, cellular component: membrane. Bases 1 to 9537 code for a protein of 3178 amino acids. NCBI's taxonomy places the organism in Eukaryota, Fungi, Ascomycota, Eurotiomycetes, Eurotiales, Aspergillaceae. The transcript is spliced from 3 exons. The record is from RefSeq and is a predicted model, not a curated record.